GCAACGGUCCAAUCGACGAGUUUGAAACCUACCCUCUGCCAACGGUCGGCUUCGGAGCGGUACGCAUGGCGGCGGCGGCGGCGAGAAACCUGGCGGCGCUAGACGCGGAGACUCUGGCGCUGCUGGGGGCAGGGCCCGAUAUGGCGCCGGUGGCCGUGUGCGGCGAGUGGGAGACCUUCAAGGAGAACGUGCGGCCGCUGAAACGCGGGCGGAACGUCGGCCUCCUCAACCAAGCCCUCAAGGCGCACACCGACCCCGCCCAGCGCGCCGCGCUCCUGGCCGAACGCGGGAGGAUGAUCCAAGCAAUCGAAGAGUACCAAGGGGAAGAUCCGCUCCAGCCGUGGGUAGACUGCAUCAAAUGGGUCCAGGAGUCGUUUCCAGCCGGCGGGGAGUUCUCAGGGCUGGUCGUGAUCUACGAGCAGUGCGUGCGUGCCUUCUGGCAUGACGAGCGGUACAAGGAUGAUCUCCGGUACCUCAAAGUGUGGUUAGAAUAUGCUGGGAACUGUUCGGACGCUGAGGUGAUAUUCAGGUUCCUGGAGUCCAACCAGAUUGGUGAGGGCCAUGCUGUUUUCUACAUUCGCUAUGCAUUGCUAAUGGAGUCGAAGAACAAGCUUAAGAAAGCUGACGAGAUCUUUAAUCUUGGAAUAGCUAGGAAAGCAAAGCCUGUGGAGAAGUUGGAAACUACAUACAGGGCAUUUCUUCGGAGAUCAACCAGAAAGAAGGAACACGAGGAUGAUACCGCAAGUGAUGAUCAGCCCGUACGCAAAUUCGGUAGUGACUUGAACCGUGGUGAAACUAGAGGUCAGCAUGCAGAGAAUUCCCACCUGUUGGCAAAACCUAGGGUAAAGCUGCAAAGAAUCGAUGUUAAUACACCGAUUUCAAUUUACAAAGAGAACCCAUUGCCAAGUCAGGGCCUUGAGAGAGCUAGGAGCAAAGACAGGGCGUGGAACACCCUUGGAACACAAGCAGAUAGAAACAAAGAAAAUAACAUGAUGCCUGCCAGAUGGACUUCGCACAAGAUUCCACCGAAGGUAGCAGCACGGCCAGCAGUUCCGCCAGCUCGUGUCAGCUCCAUUGAGGUCUUUAUAGAUGAAGAAUGUGCCGAGGAACCAGCCCCGCCUCAAGUGCCAAAGAGUCCAAAACCAUCUGUUCUGAAGCUUAGGCAAGCAACAAGCAAAAACCUUAAGAAGGAAACUGAAUUGCUUAAGGAGAACCCGCUGCGCAACUUCCCGCUGAGCAGCCUUAGAUAAUUAACAGUCAUAUUGUUGAUGACUUGUUGUUUGAAUCUGUGCCUCUAUGCCAAAUAAGCUUUAGACUCUAAAGCUUAUAGAUGCGCCAAGCAUAUGUAGGCUUGAUUGUUGUGAUCCAUGUACACUAGUUUGAUUGAUUAAUCCUCAUCGAGGUGAGGAUUGAAUAAAUUUUCCGUUUUGUCACAAA
Messenger RNA from Triticum urartu, 1437 nucleotides. RefSeq names its product BUB1-related (BUB1: budding uninhibited by benzymidazol 1) (gene BUBR1). Gene Ontology annotation, biological process: mitotic spindle assembly checkpoint signaling; meiotic sister chromatid cohesion, centromeric. NCBI's taxonomy places the organism in Eukaryota, Viridiplantae, Streptophyta, Magnoliopsida, Poales, Poaceae. The record is from RefSeq and is a predicted model, not a curated record. Gene Ontology annotation, molecular function: protein kinase activity.